AUUCAGGAACCAAAAUUAAAGGGGCGUUCCAAACCCGCGAUGUUGAUCAGUAUCCAUAAAUAAAUACUACAGAAUAAUUAUAACUUGGGGGGCGAUCAUGCUCAUGUUUUCCAUCAUUAGUAUGCGAUGGCAGAUAAACAUAGUGUGCGUUCAACUGCUUGUCUGCAAAUUCCCCAGGUUUGUGCAGGUGUUCACCUGCAUUUGGAUGUUCAUAUUCAAGCUGCCCCUUAUGUGGCAAUGUUAAGGUAGAGACAACAAUUACUGUCUGUCCCUGCCCCUUUUGCUAAUUAGCCAGUAUUGAGUCAUUAAACGCUCCAGGAUGCAUGAGACGUAACACUGAGGUGACUGAUCCAGUGACCUAAAGCAAACAGCCCCCUUCUCUCUCUAAGCUCUUAUUUUGUAGCCGUCUGACCCUCGUUAUAAUAAAAUAAAACACACCUGACGUGGAACUAUCAACAGCUACAAAGUGUUUACAACAAAACAUGGUGAGUGCCUGUAUCACUUCAGAGGUUUAAUGAAUCAGAGACGCCCUAUAAUGUUUUACAGGACAACCCUUUACCGUAAGGCGCCAGUCGCUAUGACGUAGUUAUAAAGCGACGGAAGCGUUAGCUUUGCUGCUAGUUACGUUAGCUCACAAUCCAAAGAGAGGCAACUGACAGCUUCACUGUUUAUGGAGGCGAGGUUUCAUGCCGGUAGAUGGUCCAGCCACCGUCCCGCUGCCCACUAGUACUUUGGUCAGCUUCUAACCGGCAGACGUGAUGGCAGAGGAGGGGGAUUUAUCCGCAAACCUGCCGAGAGGGGACAUGGAGCGCAGCAAUGGCGACUUCGUCCCCCCUGAAGGUUUAUGCUGGCUGUCAGUGCUGUCCUGCCUGCUGCUCGCUUGCUCUUAUGUCGGCAGUUUGUACGUGUGGAGGAGCGAUCUGCCGAGGGACCACCCCACCGUGAUAAAGAGGCGCUUCACCAGCGUGCUGAUCGUGUCGGCUCUGUCGCCUCUCUUCGUGUGGGCUUGGAGGGAGUUCACGGGUGUCAGGACUGACUGGUCUUUACUGGCUCUCAUGGGGAUCCGGUUUGAGGGCCUCAUUCCUGCCAUCAUACUUCCUCUUCUUCUAACCAUGGUCCUGUUUCUGGGCCCCCUCAUGCAGUUGGCCAUGGACUGUCCCUGGAGCUUCAUGGAUGGGAUCAGGGUGGCCUUUGACCCGUGUUUUUGGAUGUUGUGUGUCAGUGACAUGCGCUGGUUGAGGAACCAGGUGGUGGCACCGCUAACAGAGGAGCUGGUGUUCAGGGCUUGCAUGCUGCCCAUGUUGGUGCCCUGUGCUGGCCCAUCCAUUGCCAUCUUUACCUGCCCACUCUUCUUUGGAGUGGCUCACUUCCACCACGUGAUUGAACUGCUACGCUUCAGACAGGGGACUCUGUCGGGGAUUUUCCUCUCCGCAGUGUUCCAGUUCUCCUACACAGCAGUGUUUGGGGCCUACACUGCCUUUAUUUUCAUCAGAACAGGUCACCUGGUUGGCCCCGUCCUCUGCCACUCCUUCUGCAACUACAUGGGCUUCCCGGCCAUCAGCGCAGCCUUGGAGCACCCCCAGCGCCUCACCACCCUCUCCUGCUACCUCCUGGGCGUCCUCCUCUUCCUCCUCCUCCUCUUCCCUUUCACCGAUCCGUACUACUACGUCCUCCCGACACCGGUUUGCACCCUCACCCCCUCCCCCAGCUCCCUCUGCCUCUCCUGAUGUCCUGCCAAACCCUCCCCCACACACCUCUGCUUUGGUCAAGUCACCUUCUGCUGGUGGAGCAGUCGAGGUUGUGUUCUUUUGCCAAGUCAAAGUUCAGGUCAGGUCCAGUCCGGACCGGCAGUGCUAACAGCCAUAUGGGCUUCAUAGCCAUGCGUAGAUGAGGCACUUUUCAGUAGAUCCACUGAAGCUCAGGUGCAGAGUGAGUCAGUUUGAGACGGUGUGGUUCAUGUUGCUUGGAGCGAACCUGAGGCUGUCGGCCUCUGUGGACAUCUGUCAUCGCAGAGCUGUGCUGCUAACCUGAUAAGUGAUUGUAGUGUAGGCGUGUAUAAGACUGAAGAACAGUUUUGUCCUCACCUCUCAUGCUGAGAGGUCUCAUCAAGUUGGGCCAGAUGUUGUAAUUAUUAUUAUUAUUAUUAUUUUUAUUAUUAUGUUGUUUUCUCGUCUUUGUUUCAGUUCUUUAGCUUUGUGUGAUCACUGACCUGCUGGUUACGAUGCUAAUGGGUUGUAAAUAAAGCUCCAGUUUAGAUGUUUUGAGCAUCUUACAAUUUACACUCACUCACAGUUCACUCCCCAUCUUUUGAUAUUGUGUGUUUACACAUUCGCACACAAUGCAACAUGUCCGGUGUGGAGUUGCCUCACACCAUCAUGUUCUGGCCCAAAGCUUUAACUCCAUCCUUCCUCAACACUGAUUGCUUCUGUCCCUGUAAAAGUUCGCUUCACUUAGAACAGCAACUUGGUCAUCGUAACCAGCAGAAACGAUGGGAAACGAAAGUAAGAGCUGUAGAUGUAGUUUUGCUUCCCAGCAGGGUUUGGUCAAGUACUUGGAUUUAGGCUUAACUCAGCAUAAUUCGUUUUUGCAUAAAGCUUUAGGGGGUGGUUGGGUUCAUGCAUGGUCAUAUUUCAAGUCGGGCAGAUAAUAAAUGAAGCGAAGAACAAUUGGCUUCAGGUCUCAGGUUGGGUUUUGAAGCGGUACUGGGGGUUGGUAGCUCGACAAAGAUGGUGAAGUUAUAGAGUACAAAGUAGUAUAAAGGUCAAAAAUAUGCAAUUAUUUCCUGCAGUGUGAGUGGGAUAUGUUUUUUUUUCUUUUCAUAUCAACACACUUUCCUUUCUCUGCACUAGGUUCAGUUCUGGGCUCUUGUGUCUGCGGUUUCUCUCUGUAGGGAGAUAAUUAACGGGACUAAAGGACUGUUGGUGAUUUCUUGGUGUGAUGCUGAAAUUGGCAAAAUACACAAACAUGACACAUGUUUUCACUAGAGCAGUUUUCAUUUUUAAGGGUACUGUUUUAACGUGUGUUCAUGCUGGGUUUGACUGACUUGCUGCUGGGUCGUUUAGUGAGAUACAUGAGUAGUUGUUGAUGCUUAUGCUGUACAUUCCCUGCAGCUGAUAGGAGCUUACUGUUGCUAGAAUAGUUCUAGUCUGGUUCUGCCCAGAUAAGGCUCCAACCACUACAUUGACUACAUGUAAAUUUUAAUUGUAACUGUGGAUAAUGGUCAUGUUGAAUGGCUGAUCCUGAUACAUCCUGUGACCCACUAUGCAGCUAGCUGAGACGUUCUGGUAGCAGCAUGUCCACAUGUUGGUAUUUUAUAUUUCUCUGCAUGACGUGCCAGCCCCAGGUCCCUUUUUGUGGAGUUCCUUUAGGAUUAAAGUCAAGACAAAAUUCAAACCUUCAGGCUUGAAAGCAGUUGGGAGCAGCAGUAGUAGCAGAUCAUACACUGAUCUGCUACUACUUGUCUGGCAUGGAACCAAAGCCGCAGGAUGGUUUCAUGACUUUUUGUGAGGUGGCUCUGUCUCAGUGAGCGAAAAGGAAUCAGGGUCUGUAGUUUUCUUUCAGAGUUUGCUAUGAACCAUGUCAGCUACUAAUUAAUUGUCCACGGGGACACUGCCACAGGGAACAUUACCUUUAGGGGAAAAUAACUGCCCAUUGCUGUGCUCUGGCUUUUCUCUAACGUCGGCCCAUUUUUUUUCCUUUGUAUUUGUGCUAUAGAUAAAACAAUUGCAACCGGUGAACCUCGGCUGCCGUAUAGUCCUAGAGUUCUAGGAUGUGUUUAUCCCCAUAGGACGCUGCCUCCUAGAAUGAAUUUGCACUAGUUAUAGAUGGAGUAGAAUGACAUCAUGGCGUGUCGGUCUAGUGAUCAGCUGCAGACGGAGCUGGCAGGUGUGUUAUCAGCUCCACUUCAAGAACAGUGUUUGCGAUUAUGCGAUUUGACAUUUCCUUGUAUCAGAAUUACAGUGACAUGCAUGACUUUCUAUCAUCCAGGCAGUUUUUUGCCUCAUCCUCUUUUCCCCCGGAUUCGUUGCACACGGUCAUUUCUUCCUUGGCGCAGUCUGACUCCUUAACCUCUGUCUCUGCAUCCUGGUUCCUAGCUCACAGUGGGGUUUACGAUGCCUCUGGGAGUAACACAACCUAAAGGCAGAAACUCUAUAAGCUAUACUGAUACUGUGAAUAGAAGUGAGCUACUUGGGUCUUGAGCAAUAAAUCAGUACGCGGAUCCAGUGUAAAUACGAAGAAGAAGAAUGUAACUCCGUCGAUUCUGUGGCUGCAACUGACCGUGAUUUAUUUUGACCUGUUAAAAAUCUAGUGACAGGAUUGUUUACAAACGUUGGGCAGGUAACGAUGAGACGACUCGUGCUGUACCUACUUGAAGCUGCCAGCAGGGGGCGUGAAAGCACUUUGCAGAGAGGCAGGGCUGCUGUGAGGGCACUGAUCACUAUCUGCUGGGAAGUCACCGAGGUUUUCUGUCUGUUUUCGUUCGUGUUUGAAGCAUCUAAUGGACUGAUGCUGCAGUUUAUGAGAUAGUGUUGCAUUUCUGAUUUUUACAACACACAUCUGCCUCAAAGCUAAAGCCGUUCUGUGCAGUUUUUACCGCGCGUGUCAAUACGGUGACUUCACAUCAUUGACUUCACACUGGCUGUGGCUCGUUAAAUUACGUUGCAUAGAUUCAGAUCUAUUGCUUAUACUCUGAUAUGCCAACCAGACUCAAUACAAACUGAUGAACAUGAAACUUAAACCAGACACUUUUACAACAGAGGAUUGGGUGCUGUAAGACAAACUACGAUGCAUAAUACACAGAAAAAUGUCUCAAGAUGAACAUGCAGAGAAAUAUGACGUGAUGGGAGAAGAUGAGAGUCAAAGUAAAUGAAUGUUCCGCCCUUUUUUUUUCAACUCCCCUGCUACAGACCUGUUGAAUAAUGCAGCACUUGUCCUGCAGCCUUUAUAAAAUAGAUGCCAUUAGUUUCCAAUUAACAAUAAAUGACUGUAAUGCAGAAUUACUAAAAACUGAGGAUAUAGAUUUGAAAACAAUUUUCUUUUUUACACACUAUCUGCCUCACAUUCUGCAGUAGCUCCAGUGUUUUAGUCUGUUGGCUUCUCGUAACCCGCUCAUCCAUGUGAUCAGUAAAGCCUCAAUUAUAGACCUUUACUCAUAGGUUGUCGGACCCGACGCUGCAGCCUGACAAGCACGUCCUCGCAAAUGUAACUGUGGGUCACUCAGACCAUAGCAACACUGGUGUGCAUGGUAACGUCAUGGUCGUGCAGACCAGUCUCCAUGUUCACGAUCGUCACUGUUGCACUCAUUUCAAUGCAAACCAAGGCUGCUGAGCUUCACCAGCGUCAUCUGCUUCAUGACGUGCUUCCAGUCGCUGUUGUUUGUGUAGCACUGGUGGUUUAGUGGUGAGAACGCGGAAGAGCACGCCGAGGUCCUGAUAACCUGAGGUCCUCGCGCUCAGGCCCCCUGAGCUUUGUACUUUUGAAUCACUCUAAUUGCAGCACGUCUCAUAUCCAGGGCCAUUAUUUUGUAAAGAUUUCCCACAAUUUCCUACGCAGUGAACCGAAACCUGGGAAAUCGGUGCUCCAUCAUUCCCUGGUGGAGCACAGGGCUGGAGAGGAAACGUAGCCCUUGAUCCACACAUUCAUGUCUCUAUGCUGUAGCCUGCUCUGAUAUGCCCUCAGAUAUGUGAGCUUGAUCAGAUGGGCGUUUUCUGCUGUGGUUUAGCUUUAAACCGGAUGCCAUCAUACGGUCACCCGGUCCCGUUCGGACUCCAGGGUUCCUCCCGCCCCCUCACUGUAUGUUUUGCUCAUUAAAGUCCAGGUUCUCCACUCCUCGACCAACCACGUCAGCUUUGUCUCUGCUUUUCCAUAAACUCGCAGAAAUGUGAGCUGCUGCUUUUUCCAGGUGCAACGGUCCAACCAAGCUCUCCAGAUGGUGUUUGCAUGCAGACGCUCGUCUACUCAGAAUAUUUUUUCUCCUAGUGCUUGGCAGAUUCGAGUUGCGUUUCAGGUCAGAUGGGGUCACAGCGCUCAUUUAGCUUUUUAUUGCUGUCACAGGAAAACAGGUCCUUCAAACGGUAGAUUCAGACAACAAUCACGCGUCAGUAUUUGGUGAAGAGGCUGAACCUUCGUGAGCGCAGCGGCAACAGAGACUCUAUUUUUGCUGAACUCCAGCACCUUCGUCAUUUUAAAAUACACCCAGAGGAGGAAUCGUUGGAAAAAUGUGCAUUUUCGGGAAUGGCGUCAGAAAGUUUUCAGACCGCUUCACUAUUACACACAAAUGCUAGUUUAAAGAUAAUAGUAGUAGCUACAAAGUGUAGAUACAUGUAAAAUGGCAGCUUUUCCAAUCACAUGAAGUCAGUAAUGCGCUAAUGAUAAUCGAUGACUUUAAAAAGUGGAGGCUCUGAAAACUUCCUGAAGCCGGCGUGUGACUAGCGGGGGAGCUGCAGGAAGCCAACUCGCUGAUGUUUGUAUGGAGCACUAUAUUUUCUAAUCUAUUUUGGUGACGGGAACAGAGUGUACAGAUGUGUGCAUGUAUUUUCUGCUCAUUGUGUCACAUUUGUUGUGCACUUAGAGGCGUCUUUUAGUACGACAAUCUUUUACAGAACCCAAUCACUGCAGAGCAACCGUUUUGAAAUAAAAGUGGUUUUCUACA
Molecule: messenger RNA, 6652 nt
Organism: Betta splendens (Siamese fighting fish)
Lineage: Eukaryota; Metazoa; Chordata; Actinopteri; Anabantiformes; Osphronemidae
Gene: rce1a
Product: Ras converting CAAX endopeptidase 1a
Exons: 8
Coding region: 759-1727 (322 amino acids)
Biological process (GO): CAAX-box protein processing
Cellular component (GO): endoplasmic reticulum membrane
Molecular function (GO): metalloendopeptidase activity
Source: RefSeq, a predicted model, not a curated record